AUGGGCGAGAAGCUGUACCGCUGUACCAUCUGCAUGAAGAGGUUCACCCACGAGUCCACGCUAUUUGGCCACCAGCAGGUUAAUGUGAUUUUGGAUGCAGAAACUGCCCACCUCAACCUCAUCAUCUCUGAUGACCUGAAGAGUGCUAGACUUGGAAACAAGUGGAUCCAUAUGCCUGACAGUCCAGAAAGAUUUGAUAGCUGCAUUUUUGCCCUGGGCUCUCCGAGCUUCCGCUCUGGCCGUCAUUACUGGGAAGUGGAGGUGGGGGACAAGACAGGGUGGGUCCUGGGUAUCUGCAAGGCAGCCACAAGCAGAAAGGGAACAAGCCAGCACCCAGACAUGGUGCUGUCGCCAGAGAAUGGCUACUGGGUGGUGAUGAUGAUGAAGGGAAAUGAGUACCAGGCAUCCACCUUCCCCCCGACCCUCCUGCGGGUGAGGGAGCCCCCCAGGCGUGUGGGCAUCUUCCUGGAUUACAAGGCUGGAGACAUUUCCUUUUACAAUGUGACAGCCAAAUCACACAUCUACACAUUCACCAGCUUCUCUUUCUCUGGGCCCCUUCAAGCUACCUUCAGCCCUGGGACACAUGGUGGAGGGAAGAACAUGGGUCCUCUCACCAUCUGUCCAGUCAGUGACCAGGGGCCUCACUGAAAGCCCUACACUUUGCAUCUCUCUUCCAAUUCCCAGCCUUGUACUUUGAACUUAUACUCUCGCCAGUUAUUAUUGAACAUACAUUGGGUUCUGGGUGCUUUGGGAAAUAUAAUAAAUCAGAGAAUAGU
Molecule: messenger RNA, 776 nt
Organism: Myotis brandtii (Brandt's bat)
Lineage: Eukaryota; Metazoa; Chordata; Mammalia; Chiroptera; Vespertilionidae
Product: pyrin-like
Molecular function (GO): protein binding
Source: RefSeq, a predicted model, not a curated record